Molecule: messenger RNA, 4589 nt
Organism: Lacerta agilis (Sand lizard)
Lineage: Eukaryota; Metazoa; Chordata; Lepidosauria; Squamata; Lacertidae
Gene: DYM
Product: dymeclin
Exons: 18
Coding region: 116-2290 (724 amino acids)
Biological process (GO): Golgi organization
Cellular component (GO): Golgi apparatus
Source: RefSeq, a predicted model, not a curated record
CAGCUGUUGUGCCCUCUUCUAAAGGGAACAUGAGAUUUGCUCAGCAAGACAAUCAGAAAUUCUAAAGGUUUUCCUUCAGUGACAUGAAAUCUUGAAGUGCAGACCAAAUAAUAAAAUGGGAGCAACUAGCAGCAGCGUCAAUGAGCUUCCGGAAAACGAAUACUUAAAAAAAUUGUCAGGACGAGAGAGAAUCUCUGAGAACGACCCAUUCUGGAAUCAACUGCUCUCUUUUAGCUUUAAUACCCCGACAAACAGUGCCGAGUUAAAGCUUUUGGAAGAAGCUGCUGUCUCGGUCUGCAAGUCUUUAGUGGAGAAUAAUCCUCGAACAGGAAAUCUAACAGCACUGAUAAAAGUCUUCCUUUCUAGAACCAAAGAGUUAAAAAUUUCAGCAGAAUGUCAAAACCACCUCUUUAUCUGGCAGACUCACAAUGCACUGUUCAUUAUUUGCUGCUUGCUCAAAGUGUUGAUCUGUCAAAUGUCAGAAGAGGAGUUGCAAGUUCAUUUCACCUACGAGGAAAAAACACCAGGUUCUUAUGGAUCAGAAUGUGAAGACCUUAUGGAAGAGUUAUUGUGCUGCCUCAUUCAGCUAAUCGUUGAGAUUCCUCUUUUAGACAUAACAUACAGCAUUUCUCUAGAAGCUGUGACGACUUUUGUUGUUUUCCUCUCUUGCCAACUGUUCCACAAGGAAAUUCUGCGGGAAAGCAUCAUUCAUAAAUACCUCAUGCGUGGUCGAUGUCUCCCGUAUACCAGCAGACUUGUGAAAACAUUGCUAUAUAACUUCAUCAGACAAGAGAGAAGUCCUCCCCCAGGGACACAUGUCUUUCAGCCAGAGUCAGACGGAGGAGGACUGCUUUAUGGAAUUGCAUCGGGAGUAGCAACUGGCCUAUGGACAGUGUUCACGUUGGGAGGCGUGGGCAGCAAGCGUGCUCCUCAGCAGGAGGAGUCUUCACCUCUAGCGAAUCAAAGUCUUCUGUUGCUACUUGUGCUAGCAAAUCUGACUGAUGCACCAGAUACACCAAACCCUUAUAGACAAGCUAUUAUGUCCUUCAAGAAUACACAAGAUAGCACUGCUCUUCCUUCACCAAAUCCUCACACUUUCCAGAUUAAUUUUAACAGUUUAUACACCACUUUGUGUGAGCAGCAAAACUCUGAUCAAGCAACCCUUCUUUUGUACAUCCUUCUGCAUCAGAACAGCAAUGUUCGAACAUAUAUGUUGGCUCGAACAGAUAUGGAAAAUCUGGUUUUGCCAAUUCUUGAGAUCCUUUAUCAUGUCGAAGAAAGGAACUCUCACCAUGUUUACAUGGCUCUGAUAAUUUUGUUAAUCCUUACUGAAGAUGAUGGCUUCAAUCGAUCCAUUCAUGAAGUGAUAUUGAAAAAUAUUACUUGGUACUCAGAACGUGUAUUAACAGAAAUUUCCCUGGGGAGUCUCCUGAUACUAGUAGUAAUAAGGACUAUUCAGUACAACAUGACACGAACAAGGGACAAAUACCUUCAUACAAAUUGUUUGGCAGCUUUAGCUAAUAUGUCAGCACAGUUCCGCUCACUUCAUCAGUAUGCCGCUCAGAGGAUCAUCAGUUACACCUGCCGCCACUUGCGGAGAUAUGUAUAUGUCUUGGACAAACUGUAUUUUCCCCACUCCCACUGCUCUACGCUGCAGCAUUGCUUCUCGAGCCUCAGUGACAAUGGAGAGGAGCUGCUGUCUUUAACUUGUUCUCACAUUCUCAGAUCUUAUGCUUCCAGUUUGUUUUCAUUGUUGUCAAAAAAGCACAACAAGGUUUUGGAGCAAGCCACACAAUCCUUGAGAAGUUCCCUUUCUUCAGAUGGCUCUCCGCUUCCGGAUUAUGCACAGGACCUGAAUGUGAUUGAAGAAGUCAUUCGAAUGAUGUUAGAGAUAAUCAACUCUUGCUUGACAAACUCCCUACAUCAUAACCCUAACUUAGUAUAUGCACUGCUUUAUAAGCGCGAUCUCUUUGAGCAAUUUCGAACUCACCCCUCUUUCCAGGAUGUAAUGCAGAAUAUAGAUCUGGUGAUCAGCUUUUUUAGCUCCAGAAUUGAGCAGGCUGGGGCUGAGCUGUCUGUAGAGAGAGUUCUGGAAAUCAUCAAGCAAGGAGCUGUUGCUCUGCCCAAAGACAGGCUCAGGAAAUUUCCAGAGCUGAAGUUUAAAUACGUGGAAGAGGAGCAACCUGAGGAGUUCUUCAUCCCUUACGUCUGGUCCCUCGUGUACAAUUCGGCUGUGGCACUUUACUGGAGCCCACAAGACAUCCAGCUCUUUACUAUGGAUUCUGGCUGAAGGGGAGGCAUACACAUGACCCACCCACCCCCUCCCAGAAUGCAUCCCUUCAACCUAUGAAACAGGAAGUUUGUUACUAAUGUACAGCCCCACUGCCAUUUUCAGGGGGCAUAUUAGGAGCCAGAAUAAUAGGGGAACUCUCACAAGAUUGUAUGCUUUUAUUUAUAUAUUUGUAAAAAAACAAAACAAAAAAACAACUCAAGAGAUUUUUUUUCCAGCGGCUCUGAGCUUGGGGGUUGAUAAAGUAAGAUGUUAACAGUGAGCAGCUUUUUAAAAACUUAGAACAAAAAUGUAAAAUGGGAAAGUGGGGGGGGGGAGUAUUUUGAUUUUAGAAGUCAGCAUUUGCAAGCUGGUUUCCUUCAAGCUUUCUGGUUGUGCUUCACUUUUUAUUGUUAUUACCUUUUUGUUGUUGCUAUGGGCUUCUCAUUUGAUCAUCAGAACAAUCUCCCCCCCCCCCUUUAAUGUUGUAUAGAACUGAAACGUCUGACUGAUGCAAUUUAAAAAUAUUACAGCAUUAAUGCUAUUUCAUAUUGAGGCAGGAAGGAUAAAUCCUUGAUUUUGAUAAGGUUAACCCCUACAAUGAGGGAGGAUUUUCAACGUGAUUUUGACAAGGCACUAAAAGUUGUCUUUCUGGCUACUAAUACUUAAUGAAAGUUUAACAGAAUUAAGAGCAGCCCACAAGGAGCGCUGUCUGCAAAAAAAUAAAUUUUAAAAAAGGAUCCAUCUCAAUAAGGGUUGUGCAGGUGAUUCUCCCACUGGAUCAUGCCCAUUCAUUUCCGGAGUUUUGGUGUUGUAUUUCACACAUUUGCAUGGACUCCUUGGAAGGGUGCAGGAAAGUGAUCAAAAUUCAGCAGAACAGAGGUGUGCCUACUGUACUUCCAGGUUUUUGCCAGAGAUAAUGCAGUUAUGCAUACAUCUCUGAAUGUUUAAAAAGAAUGUCUUAUAAUACUGUAUACUUUUUCAUUAUCCCUGGUUUAAAGGGAAGUGGCAAAUACUGUGUUUGCCAGCAAAUGGGGGAGAAUAGAGGGAAAUGUUUAAUGUAAACUUUUCACAUGGAAUGUGGGCUUGUGGUGAUUACCUUCAAAUGCACAGAAUGGCAUGCCAGGCUUCAGAGAAAAAGGAACUGAUGACAUACAUUAGUAUAUUACCUUGCCCAGCAUGGUAAAUGUGGCACACUUUAUUAUGUAUUGGAGGGAGAUGGUGACACACUUCUUUUUUAUGUGGAAUGUUUUGCUCUUUAAAAAAAAAGAAAAAAACCUCCUGACAAAUGUUAGAAUCGUGUGUCCUUCCACCUUAAGCAAGGUCCUGUAUGGCAUUCUGCACAAAUGGAACUUAAAAUCCUUGUCAUAUUUAUUUAAAAUUGCAGAUGUAGAGAGACAUGCGUAGCAUAUGAGUUCAUAGGACUUUGCACACACACAGAUUUGGGGAAGAGGCAAUAUGAAGACUGAAUUAUCCACGUUUUCAGUGUAACAUGAAGAAAAUUGGAAGGUGACUAAAAUAGGAGUAAAUAGGAUUUGAUGCUAUGCUUGGGCUUGCUUUGUUUUUGAAAUCUUAGUUAAAGGAAGGUGAAUUCUUUGUAAUGUUUUUUGCAACCUUUAAAUAAAGGACUGUUGACUGCACGACUGCGCAUCUUGGGAAAAGUCAAUGUUUUAAAAGUGUUCUUCUAAGUUAACAAAUUCUGAGGAUUGCCUGGAACAGCUGGAUUAAACUAUAGUGAGAAAUCUAAUGCUGAAAGUCGUUGAACGCUCUUAAUUUUUCUGGCUUCGUCGCUUUUUGAAAGUAGUCAGGAAAUCCUCGCCAUUACAUCCCGAGCAGGACCUGCUGGCUGCCUAGGUCUUCAGUUUGGGAGGGAAUCAAUCAUAUAACCAAAUUACAAGGGUUUCCUUUGUGUUGUCCGCAAGGGCCAAGAAAGCAAGUUAUUGCAGUUCAGGCUGUCCCAUCCUGAUGACACUGAGCUGCUGAAUGUCACAAGACAAGAAGCAUUUUUACUCUUGAGCUUUCUUUUCAGAUUUUAAAUAUGGGUCAGCAAGCCUAGAACUGGAGGAGCUAUGAUUCAUUGCUGAAACAGCAGAAUAGGCCCAAGACAGGAGAUGGUUUUAUACUGAACUUAAUCCUUGUGUGGUUGACUCUUUUAGGCACUAUGAAGGUCUAUUGAUGUCCUGGAGACUGCAGUCUGGUACAUCCAUCAAUACUCCUUUGUGUCCUCCAGAUCUAUAAACUACCAUCUUUGGAAAUCCUUUUCAGUACUUUGUGUGGAAAAGUUACCAUGUAGUAAUAAAAAGGAUGGAAAAGCACCAUG